AUGGGUUCAUUAGUUGCCAAGCUUCUUCUCCCAACGAUCAGCAGCCUCGUCUUCCUCCCGACCAUCAGCAUUGCAGCCAAGCGAAGAUUCCACAUGGAAGCUAUGGUUUAUUUCUUCACUAUGUUCUUUGUUGCGAUUUACCAUGCAUGUGAUGGACCUGGUUUGUCAGUGCUGUGUUUCAUGCGAUAUGAUAUCCUGGAGUAUUUCAGCAUCUACGGGACGGCUUUGUCCAUUUGGGUAUCACUGAUGGCUCUGGCAGAGUUCGAUGAGCCUAAAAGAUCGACCUUUGUGAUGUUCGGCGUGCUCACUAUAGCCGUGAGGAUUUACCAUGACCGAUGGGGAUAUGGCGUCUACUCGGGACCAAUCGGGACGGCCGUCCUUGUGAUAACCGUGAAAUGGCUGCAGAAGAUGAAAGAGAAGAGAGGCCUCUACCCAGACAAGAGCGUCUACACGCAACAGAUAGGCCCAGGCUUCUGCUUUGGGGCGUUAGCACUCAUGCUGAGAUUCUUUUUUGAGGAGUGGGAUUACACCUAUGUGCAUAGCUUCUACCAUUGUGCCUUGGCCAUGUCCUUUGUCCUGUUGCUGCCCAAGGUGAACAAGAAGGCAGGGAAUGCAGGAAACCCCGCCAAACUGGACUGCUCCACUCUCUGCUGCUGCGUGUGA
Emys orbicularis (European pond turtle) is the source of this 663-nucleotide messenger RNA. It is a transcript of the gene MYMK, whose product is annotated as myomaker, myoblast fusion factor. Bases 1 to 663 code for a protein of 220 amino acids. Gene Ontology annotation, cellular component: membrane. The record is from RefSeq and is a predicted model, not a curated record. Lineage: Eukaryota; Metazoa; Chordata; Testudines; Emydidae. The transcript is spliced from 5 exons.